AUGCCGCCCACGACCUCGCGUCGUCGCACUCGCAGUGUGGUGCGGCUGGAUAUUGAGCAAAGAAAACGAUCGCGUAAUGAAAAGCUCAAGAUGGCGUCAAUUGCGGCUCUCCCAGUACCUGAGCGGCCACCGCAAUUUGGCAACGGUGUCUGGGUUAACGAUCGAUACAUGAGAAGAAAGAACCGAGAAUACUUGCAUGCAGUUCAUGCAGCCCAGGUUGCGCUAGCUAGUGAAGAGAUGCCUGAGGAGACGCAAAAGCAGACGGCUCGAGAGAAAGUGGAAGAGGAGGACAAAGAGGAGCUUGAGUCAGAUAAAAUUGAGAAGUCAAAAGGUGAUCACAAUGACUGUGCGCUUAAAAAGACGAAAAAUUUAGAGCAAGACACGCUAGAAGAAAGGAAACUGGAAAAGAUGGAAUCCAUAUUAUUUGAGACGGAGAAAAGUCGUGUUAGCCCUAGAUUAAAGUCACCAGAGAGAGAUUUAGUGGAAAAGUAUGCUGUGUUUAAAGCCAAAGAGAUAGUCGAAUUAGAAAAUACAAGUGGCGCUGAAGUAUCGCUAAAGGAACGAUCCCAAGAAUCAAGUGUUAUGUCGCCUUUGGAGACGAUUGGACAGAAAUUGCACGAGACAAGCGGCAUUGACCUGACGCCAGAGAAGAAUACACCUCCAGUACUUUCAGCAAAUAUACCAAUUAAAAGUGUGGUAAGAGGAAUUGCCCAAAGUAGCUCCUCAGCCUCGAACAGAAAGCGCAUGAUUUCAUUUUCCCCUGAGCGUGCACCACGACCAGAGAAUCGAGCUCUAGCAUUAAAAAAGCUUGAGAAAAACCUUAAGACAAACGAGAAAUUGCAGCAACGACUUCAAGCGCCUACACCAGUGAAAAGACCCGCAUCAGCGCAGAUGACAUCUCCAGUGUCUGCAACUCAGAUUCGACAACCCUUUAGUUUCACAAGUCCACAGCCACGUCGACCAAUGACAUUGACGAGUCCUGAGACCAAAAAAACAAUGUCAUUCACUAUUCCGAAUAAAUUGUUAGCUAGUCCACUUCAUCAAGAUCCAGUCGUUCAAAGUCCGUAUAGUGCCGCAUCGAACUCACUUCGGUCGAGUCAGACGGAAGAAUUAAAUUAUAAUCCAACGCAAGAGAAACAAGAAAUAACAAACGACUUGUCUUCAAAGACUGAGCAUGCUGACGUUGGUUCCAAAUCAAGCGUCGUGAUAAAAAAAUCUCAUAGUAUCGAUGAUCAAGACGAUUGCUAUCACAUCAUUCAUGACGAUGGUGAAGUUAUUAUGCAGUCUCAGGAUGAUGUGGGUCUGUCUCAAGAAUCUUUAAGUAUUGUUAACAGUCACGUCGACCCGUUGUCUCAAGAGAGCAACAACAUGUCGCCUCUCGAUGAAGCCACCGCGACUGCUGCUCAGGCUGAUACGACUUUGAGAGCAUUUACAAGCACUUCCGUUAUCGGCGACGUUGGACUUUUUAAUUGCGAGGUGGAUGUUGAAUACACAGGUGGUGUUUACGGUGAAGGUACGGACGGAAAGGUGACUGCAGCUGUGAUCAACGGGCAGAAAAUUGCUUUAAAGCGUGCGAAACCGUAUGAAGGGAUCCCUGAGCACGAGGCAAAGCACCGCGCUGCGCUCGAACUUCACUAUUUGCGCCGCGUGCGUCAUAUGAAGGGUUUUCUGCAAUGUCUCGGCUUGUGCGAUGCAAUUGAGCACACAUGCAUCGCGCUGGAGGUCAUGGACUGCAAGCUUAGCGACUAUUUAAGACGAUACGGUGUGAAUUUAGGAGGAUCGAAGCACCGACGCUAUACUCUCUCGUUUGACGAUACCAAGGCUAUGUUGAAGCAAAUCUGCUUGCCUAUGAUUACCCUUCACGAAGAUAUAAACGUUGCUCAUGGUGAUCUUGCGUGCCGAAACAUUCUGAUGCGCACGCCGCCCGAGGGCUACGAAAAAAGCUGGGAACCAGACAUUAAAUUGUCAGAUUUUGGUCGCAUCAAACUUCCGUCUGAUGAACCAAAAAUUCUUGACUCCUCGUUCAGUUUUCACAAAAAUUGCGACGUUGGUGCGUUUGGCCGAGAAAUUUUGUAUCGCUUGCUCGUUGGCGAGAUCGUGCCAAAAGAGUUCAUUGAGAUGCGCAGCUUGCACAAACUGCUACAAGACGUGACGGUGACGAAUGUCUCUGAUGCUGCUAAAGCUCGAUUGGGUCCAUACUACAAUCUUUUCAUGCGCUGUACAGCAUGGGGUGUGCGUCCAACAUUUCGUGAAAUUCAUGAACACUUGGACGAUUUAGAAUAUUUUGAAACUACCGAGAAUGGACUUUUCCCGUUGAAGCCAGCUGCUAGUUCCGACCCAAGUUUCAUGUCUCCUGUUGCCGAAGUAACUCGGCACAAGACUCCGACGUCCAGUGCUUCGAGAGUACAAAAGCGUGAUACUUCCACGGGCCAAAGUUAUCGUUCUACAGGGUCAAAGUCUCGAUUGUUUGCUUCGAAGACCUACAACGACGCGAGCGUUCUGAAUCCAAAUAAACCUGUCAAUUGGCUUAAAACACGUUCUGUAGGCGCGCAGCGGCCUACCUCGCAACAGCCACUGACACCAACCGCACAUUCUUUACUAGCUAAGAAUAAGAAAACUCCACCUUCUGCAGGCGCCAGUGCUGGUACGGGUGCAUCACGGCGCUCGCUUCAAAUUCUGAACCAGAUUCAGCAUAGGACAAACGAAAAGGGUCGCAAGUCGAAUUAA
Messenger RNA from Plasmopara halstedii, 2727 nucleotides. Its product is annotated as serine threonine protein kinase. Lineage: Eukaryota; Oomycota; Peronosporomycetes; Peronosporales; Peronosporaceae. Gene Ontology annotation, molecular function: ATP binding; protein kinase activity. Gene Ontology annotation, biological process: protein phosphorylation. The coding region runs from base 1 to 2727 and encodes 908 amino acids. The record is from RefSeq and is a predicted model, not a curated record. The transcript has a single exon.